AUGUGGAUUCUGGAUGUUCUUGGAUUACGAACAGGGGUGAGGAUUUUGCUUUUAGUGUCAGAUAUACAUUUCCUUUGUUUCAACUGAUUUUUAAUAAAGCAUUUUAUGAUUCUUAUCUUUCCAGUGGAUACAUGUAGCUCAUUUGGGUGAUCAAAAACUUUUAUUACAGUUGUGGUACCUCAAUAUAACAAACCUCUAUACAUAUAGGAGAUCCUUAAUAUAGGCCGGUUGACCUCUGGGGUUCCUUUUCUUAAUAACUGCACUUGUUUGUAACAAUGCUUGCUUUUUUGAAAUAAAGUAUUGUAUUAUAAUGAAGUCCUCAGUCUGAUGAAUGAUGUUUUUUACCCCAGUAAUAAUAAAAAUGAAAAAGAACCUUGAUAUAACAAAUCCUCAUAGCUAUUUUGCCGCCCUUCAUACUUAUACCCAGGUUCCAGUGUAUUUUCGCCUUUAAAAGAAACAAAGUGAGCUGAAUGGGCAGUUUACAACAGCAUCAAGGCUGUGCUCUAAGAAAAAUUGAAGUGAGCCCAGUGCUUAAACCUGUGAAAUUCAGGAUGCCCAGUAUAAGAUUUCUAUGAAAAGAAAAUUGUCCAAAAGCAAAAUUGAGGUGCCACUGGGCACUGCUAGAGAACAUGAGCACAGCCCUAUGAGCAUACAUGCACACAAGGUUUUUUUUUUGUCCAAAUGUUAACAUGUUGGUCCAUUUAGCUUACAGAACCUUUUUCUGUCUAUUUAGAUUCUUUUAGGUGCCUGGCUUAAUGCUGUGGGAGCAGCAGUCAGAAUAUUAAGUGGAACUAAGUUUGUCCCUACGAACUCCAGAUUUGUUGUAGUGAUGAUUGGUCAAACCUCUGCAGCAUUAGCACAACCUUUUCUUCUUGGUUCCCCAACUAAGCUGGCUGCUGUGUGGUUUGGAGCAGAUGAAAGAGCUACCGCAAACAUGAUAGCUUCAUUAAGUGAGCUNUAUAAUGAAGUCCUCAGUCUGAUGAAUGAUGUUUUUUACCCCAGUAAUAAUAAAAAUGAAAAAGAACCUUGAUAUAACAAAUCCUCAUAGCUAUUUUGCCGCCCUUCAUACUUAUACCCAGGUUCCAGUGUAUUUUCGCCUUUAAAAGAAACAAAGUGAGCUGAAUGGGCAGUUUACAACAGCAUCAAGGCUGUGCUCUAAGAAAAAUUGAAGUGAGCCCAGUGCUUAAACCUGUGAAAUUCAGGAUGCCCAGUAUAAGAUUUCUAUGAAAAGAAAAUUGUCCAAAAGCAAAAUUGAGGUGCCACUGGGCACUGCUAGAGAACAUGAGCACAGCCCUAUGAGCAUACAUGCACACAAGGUUUUUUUUUUGUCCAAAUGUUAACAUGUUGGUCCAUUUAGCUUACAGAACCUUUUUCUGUCUAUUUAGAUUCUUUUAGGUGCCUGGCUUAAUGCUGUGGGAGCAGCAGUCAGAAUAUUAAGUGGAACUAAGUUUGUCCCUACGAACUCCAGAUUUGUUGUAGUGAUGAUUGGUCAAACCUCUGCAGCAUUAGCACAACCUUUUCUUCUUGGUUCCCCAACUAAGCUGGCUGCUGUGUGGUUUGGAGCAGAUGAAAGAGCUACCGCAAACAUGAUAGCUUCAUUAAGUGAGCUAAUGGAAAUAUUGAAAAUAAUUGCCUCCCUCAAAUAAUCCCACCCCCACCCCUCUCGCCAUCUCUUUCUUUUAUCCCCUCCCUGUCAAGUUGAAGUGGAGUCUCAUCCAGCAAAACUGAUCAGUGAUGAUUCAUGCUCUGAUGCCAAGAAUAUUGACACUGAAAAUUAAAAAAGGCACCAAAUUUGGAACACUUUAUAGAAAGCCCAUGUUGAGUUAUUUUGAUGUGAUCAUUUUUUGGUUAAAUGGGAUAAUAAAACAAAAUAUUUAGGGCGCAAAUUCCAGUGAGCACUACUUAAAAUAAUCGCCUCCCUCAAAUAAUCGCCCCUUUCUGUGCGAAAAGAAUACAUGUAAUAAUCAACCCCAACUGUCAUAUUUCAAGGAAAUAUGGUAUGUCAAGUGACCCGCAAGCAAAUGAUCAAGCUAGAAAUUCUGAGAUUGCCUUUUCUAUGGAUCAGAUGAAGUUCCAAGUUUUUAAAUGUUUGUUUGAUGAAUUUUUUCACUUUGGUCUUCAGGUAAUCCUGUAGGUGUUAUGGUGGCUAAUGUGCUAGGCCCAGUUCUUGUUAAACAUAACAACGACAUACCUUUCGUGGUAGGCUCUUUCACAGUUGCUUUAAUGUUGUCACAUCAACUCCAACUUUACUUCACACUGCUAAGAAUAAGUUUGUCCAGUCUGUCUUAACACUGUGUGAAGAUCGUUAUUAAAAUCACUUGUCGUCAUAGUGACCAGUUAAUAGUGUACCAAAACAACUAAAUGGCAGCCAUGUCUGUGUACCAAAAAUACCCUGUGGGGAUUAAACUGUUUUCUCAUAUUGAGACUUUCAUAAAUUUUGUUCCAAGAAAUUUGAAGUAAUGUGAAAACAGUCUUAAGUCACGGCAUGAUAUCCCGUCCCAGAAUUGUUGUUGCCUGUCAAUAUAAAUGUAAUGCUAACAUAAUUUGCUUAUAAUUACGAUAUUGUGUGGGUGUUAUUAUCAUUAAUUUUAUGCUCAAUAUAUUUCCUUAGUUAAAAAUGUUCUCUGUUCCUGCCUUUCUUGGUGUUGCCAUGGCAACUCUGGGAGUGUGCAGCAGUUCCCCACCCACCCCUCCAACAGCUUCAGCAGAAUCAAAGUCAGAGCCUUUCUUCACAGGACUUAAAAAGGUGGGUGGAUGACAACUUAAAUACUCCUGAUAUUCUUCUGAAGGCAAUCUUACCUAGCUUCAUUUGUAGCUUCACUUUGUGAAUGUUCACAGACAAAGACUUCUGCAAUACUGACCCAUUAUCUAAAGGACUCUUCUUGUAGAAAAAAGUGUUCAUGGACAACGACAGUGACCUUCUUAGAUGAUUGUAAUUUUCAUAACGACAUGACUCCAUUGUAUUUUUUAAAACUGAUAACUUUUGCUGACAUAAACAUAUUAAUUAAUUAUUAAAUUUCAAUGUCAUUAUUGCGGGUGACAAGAGGAACCCACAAUCCUAAUCUUCAGGUUGCUAUUACACAUACACAGCAUGUAUAUACAGUGAGUAGCCAGCUUUACUUGGACUUCGACAAAAAAUGAAUGGAAUGUAUCGUAGGUAAUCUGAUCAUGCGCAUUUGGACCUUCUAUCACUUGUAGUUUAAUCACACAUGUUUUGACCAUCUAUCUUAUGCAAAGAACAGCGUUUGAACAAAAGCGUUUUAACCUUCAAUCAUUCUUGCCCACACUCGGUAACCCUUGAUUACUACUAGUUAAUAAUUACUUCUUAUUGUCAAAUUUGUUGAACUCAACUUUUCAGAUUUUACAAAACAAGGCAUACCUGGUGUUGAUGAUUGCAUUUGGUAGUGGGAUUGGUCUUUUUACAUCCCUAACAACCCUCCUGGAGCAGGUCAUUUGUCCAUGGGGCUAUAAUGAUGUACGUUUCUACAGAUUAAACAUGUUGGCAUCAGGUUUUUUUCUGGCUGGCAAAACAGGUUUUAUUUCUUAAUCAAAAACAUAAGAACCCACCUGUAAUAUGUAUGGCUAUGCAAAUGACAAGUCUUUCUUUUGAUAAAAGGAAGGUGGGUACAUACUCAUCAAGACAGCACCUGACCAGUCUUUCUGUGAAGUAGGCUUGGGCGGGGGACAGGGGGUUACUGUCAUUAUGGGCUAUAUAAAUUAUUGUAAUAGGUAUGUGCUUUUUUGUGCAUAGGUUUACAUUAUUUUCAAGUAGUUAAGUCUGGGAUAGGUUAUAGAAAUUAGAGAAACUUGGUCUAGAAAAGGGUAUCAUUUUCCAGGAAACUGCUUAACAAUCGAUCAGUCAGUUAUUGGUUGAAGAUUUUAGUCUGGACUCAGAAAAUCGGGAAUUGACACUCAAAAAAUGUAAUUGGAAAAUUUAAAUUUACCCGCAUCUCAGUUUAAUAGCCAAAAAAAUUGUGAGUAGAUGACCUUAUUAAAUAUAGCGACUCUAGGAUGGUGAGUGGUGACUCAGGGUUGUCACUAAAAUUUCAAGUUGUUGUGUAAAGACAACAGUACAUGUAGGUGGGGAAUCGAACAGCUAGGGAUGUCUUUUGAUUCCAGAUUUCUUUUAUUUUCCAAUAAAAGGAGCCAGGAGCCACACUCAUUGUAGCCGGGGGGAAAUCCCUGGCCCCCGGCUCUUAAUGACCUCCCCGGUGACAGGAGCUUAGUCUUGUAUAGGGUAGCAACAUUCAGCUGAAUACUAGGUGUGGUAUAAGCUAAGGGUUCAAGGGUCUCAGCGUCACACCCCCACUCACCCAUCCCUUCCACCCGGUCCCCCUGGGAGUAGUCGUUCACAUCCCCACCAACCUACUCACCCAUCCCUUCCACCCGGUCCCCCUGGGUGUAGUCAUUCACAUCCCCACUCACCUACUCACCCAUCCCUUCCACCCGGUCCCCCUGGGAGUAGUCCUUCACAUCCCCACUCACCUACUCACCCAUCCCUUCCACCCAGUCCCCUGGGAGUAGUCGUUCACAACCCCAACAACCUACUCACCCAUCCCUUCCACCCCGUUCCCCUGGGUGUAGUGGUUCCCAUCCCAACUCACCUACUCGUCAAUCCCUUCCACCCAGUCCCCCUGGGAUUAGCCAUGCACAAUCCCACCAACCUACUUCACCUACUCGCCCAUCCCUUCCACCCGGUCCCCCUGGGAGUAGUCGUUCACAUCCCCACCAACCUACUCACCCAUCCCUUCCACCCGGUCCCCCUGGGAGUAGUCGUUCACAUCCCCACUCACCUACUCACCCAUCCCUUCCACCCGGUUCCCCUGGGUGUAGUCGUUCACAGCCCCACUCACCUACUCGCCCAUCCCUUCCACCCGGUCCCCCUGGGAGUAGUCGUUCACAUCCCCACCAACCUACUCACCCAUCCCUUCCACCCGGUCCCCCUGGGAGUAGUCGUUCACAUCCCCACUCACCUACUCGCCCAUCCCUUCCAUCCUGUCCCCCUGGGAGUAGUCGUUCACAUCCCCACUCACCCACUCACCCAUCCCUUCCACCCUGUCCCCCUGGAAGAAGUCGUUCCUGGCUGUUACAAUAGCUUGACGUCUUUCCUAAUAUUGGCCAGAGUGAAUCAUUAGAUAGUUAAUGAUAUUUUAUUACUGCUCAUUCUUUCAGGAAAUGGCAGGCAUAGCGGGAGCAGUGUUAAUAGCUGUUGGUCUGUUAGGGGGAGGUUUAGCUGGUGUGUAUAUUGACAAGACCAAGAAGUUUGAGGAAACCGCCAAAGUUGCAUAUGGUCUAGCAGCAGUAUCAUGUGCCCUUUUUGCUGUUGUAAGUUUGAGUAAUAUAGCAUAAUCCCUGAUUUUUCGCUUGAAAUGUGAAGUCUCCUGGUGAAAAACUCACCGAUGUCUCAAUUUUGGACAAAACCAGGGAUGGUUGAUACCGUAAAAUUCAAAAAAAUAAGCCCCUCCAUGUAUAAGCCCCUCAAAAUAAAAGCCCCCCAAACUCGUAACGCAAAAACCCUCUGUUAAAUCGCCCCUCCAAAUACAAGCCCCCCGGGAGUUUGUACUUGGAAAUUGCCCUCAAAUACAAGGUAAAACAAAGCAAAAACGGUAAAUUUCCCUCCAACUAUGAGGCUAGCCCAAUCGAUUUUGAAACGCAAAUUUCCCUUCAUAGAUAAGCCCCUCCAAAAAUAGCCCCUCAAAAAGGCUUCCAGUUCCAGACCUCCUGUCUUCCCGGGGGGAAGACAGGAGGUCUGGAACUGAGUGGCCCCGGGGCUUAUUUUCGGAAGUUUACGGUAACUUGUUUCCGCCACGUCGACAUUUUCGCUGAAACUCGUGGUAGAUUGAUGACAACUAUCACUUUUCCCCCCUAAAAUAACGCUAGUUCACACGCGCGCACUAGUUAGUAUUGAGGAAAUCUCGUUCUCAUAGUCGUCCUCUUCUUACCCCAAGAGCCUCAAGACAAAGGAAAGGACUCACUGGUACUAAGAAUCGUGGUCGCGUUCGCUUACGAGAGCUCUUCGUCAAAGAGUUUGAAGGGAUAGUUCAAAUGGGGUUUCACAAUAGCCUGCGUAGUAAGAGCUCCUCAGAAACGUUCGUUACGCAGGCUAGCUUUUACAAUGCCGCUGGUCCCAACUUGCAGUGGUGGUUUACGAGAGUUGUCGCAGGGAUAGCUUCCAUAGCACAGUGGAACCCUGCCCUACGGCUCCCCAUAUAAAACGGCCAGUUUCGUUUGUUCCGACGAAAUGCUCAUACAUUUUAUCGAAAAUUAACCCGCUUUUAAAGUAAGAACACUACUUAAUACGGACAACGGACACUAUUCUAUGUCCCGAGUCACAUGUCAUAAAUCGUCAGCCUCGCUUUACGGACAUUGGUUAUCAGCACAAUGUCUUUAGAGAGCUUUAGAUUUGACGACAACAACGAGUACAGGUACGACAUUACAUUUAAAGUUUUUGCGCGUGUUGUCAAAAAAAGAGACUCCCCGGAAAGCUUCAUGAAAUUUUUCCUUUUUUUGUCACAAAAAAAUUAGUACGGUUAUUUAUACUGAAGGGGGUUAAGCCUUCUCUCGAUAGCAAAAUGAUAAAAUUUCUUACAUUUGAUAAAAUUUUCCCGCCACUACGACAUUCUCGCGUAAACUCGUAGUAGAAUGACGACGGCUAUCACGUUUUCCCGGCAAAAUGAGGCUAGUUCACGUAUGAGCAUCUUCGUCCUCGUCUCAAAAUAUAAGCUCUCUUUUUACCGAAUAUCUUAUCAAUGAAAACCUAGCAGAAACAGCGAAUUACCUUUUAAACAUUCUGUCUAAUGUUCAGUCCUCCUGGCCUGAGUUGCAAGCUAAAAGCGUCAGUAUAAAGUAAAGUUAUGGAUUUCAUCGUUGUAUUUCAAGACAAGAAUACUUGAAGGCUAGUUUUACUCUGAAACUGAUAAAUGAUAGUAAGAUUUCUUAAGAUUGAACUUGUUAAAAUUACAGACAAAUGUUUAGACUUUUUUUAGACUUUUUUUCUAAGAGCCCACUUAACACGGACACCCAGAUAAUACGGACAUUAUUGCAUGUCCUCUGGUUGUCCGUAUUAACCGGGUUCCACUGUUCCUCUCUUCUCCAGAGUCCUUGCAAGCUAACUAUAAAUAUCUCUGUUUGUUAUCAGGUAGCAAGGAUGCCUCAUCAGCCUGUUCUUAUUGUUGUUAGCUGCGGUUUAUUUGGUUUCUUUGCGUUCGCUCUUAUGCCCGUCUGUUUGGAAGUCGGGGUGGAGUGUACCUAUCCUGUGGCUGAAGCAACAAGUGCAGGCCUACAGUGGAUGGCUGGGUAUGUUGUGUACGAUGUAGUUAGCAGUCAGUUCUUUUCCUACAUUAAGGCAACAGGGAAAGCAGGCAAAAUCUACAAAAAAAAAUUAGCUUUGGAAACGGACACUCUAAAUCUCCAAGCAAUCAACGAAGGCUUUUUAUUCAACUAAUUAAUAACUAUGAUGUAAUCGAUCUUAUUAUUCAUUCAGAAUAAUUUCCGGUUUCUGACUGGCUAAAAUCCCAGGCAUAAUUAAGAAUUAUUCCUCGAGCCCGAAUGGGCUCUGAGUCAAUAGCCAUUUAGGCUAUUGACUCAGAGGCCAUGAGAUAAGGGAUAAGGGAAGGGGGGCGGUCUGAAAAAAAAAUUUUUUAUUGCCCUUCAGGCCUCAGUUUGGUCUAAAUAUAAGGGGGGGCAGGUUCCUUCCCUGGAUCCGCCACUGAAGACCCUGGAGUGUCUAUAAGGUCAUUUACGGUACCUAAGUCCACUAUUUUCGUUGUUUUCGAGCAAAAAGUAAAACCAGUUCUAUUUUGCACAUAAAUGGAAUUACUUGAUUUGGAUAAGAGAACUAAGUGCCUGACGUCACUAAUGCAGUGUGUGUAUGCUCUUGAUUCUCGCGAUUUGCCUCGCUCGCCACUUGUUGAAGACCCUUUCUCUCCCGCGAUUCUCAAUUGAAGAACUUCUGCUGAACUUCAAGCAAAGAGAUGUUGCUAAGAUUUACAAUAUGUUUGUGGAAUAACAGAGUUAUGAUCCUUUUUUUAUGUUUUUUCUUUUUCAGUCAAGCCACCGGUAUCGUUUUCAUCUUACUUUGCCAAUUGUUAGAAGUUCCAAGACGUUUUAAAGACCACAAAUGUCAUGGGAAAGCUAAGGACGAUAAAGUCCCAGACUUUGAAAGGGCCAUGUACUUUAUGACGUCAGCAGCGGCUGCUAUGGCAAUUCUCCUAAUUUGUACGUUUAAGCCUUCCUAUAAACGCCUGGAAAUGGAGCGGAGGAGAGCAGCAAUGAGAAUUCUAAACGCAGGCAAUCAGAGGAGAUUACCUACCUUCCCUAGCAAUGGAUCUAUCUCAGAGAAUGGGGGAGAUGUUCCAGGGUCACCCUAAAAUUGACAUGCUGUCAAAAGGUUGCCUAGCAACCAUCUUUGACUGACGGUGGCCAUUGCCGUAGGCGAAGUAGCUGGAAAGCCCUCUCUGUUCUAAUUUAGCUGAAAGCUUAGACAUGGGCUAACAAGGACAGCAUCAGGUGCCAUGUUGCCCAUCAAAGACUGGAAGUCUGACAUUGAUGUGACAGCUUUCCUAACGCUAGGAUGAUUAGGUUUAUUUCGGGAUCUUUCUCGAAAAGCGAUACAUACACUAGAUGUCACGUAAGGCGUGGAACUUAAAAAUAACGUAAUGUGCAAGGUUAGUUCAACGGAAAUUAAUUGGGAAAGGUUUCGUUAAUGGCUCUAAUACGAGUUGAACUCGUCUUCCAUUAGUUCUUUAAGUCGACGUAUUGGCCAUCAACUU
Molecule: messenger RNA, 8771 nt
Organism: Porites evermanni
Lineage: Eukaryota; Metazoa; Cnidaria; Anthozoa; Scleractinia; Poritidae
Source: the annotation of a GenBank genome assembly